GCUAAUGCUUUCUCAUAGUUUGCAAACACAAAAAGAAGAAGACUACGAUGGCGACUGGUGAUGACGCAAUCACAACACGACGUUUGCCCCACGCUCACGUUGACACUCGACUCGGUGCACCGAGGCGUGUUUUUCCCUAAUCUCUUCUGCUGAUUUUUUUUUAUUUUGACUCAAUAACAAGAGAUAACAUGGCAGACACGUCGGAUCCAAUAAAAGACUUUGAAAAAUGGAAAAAGAAAUACAAUUUGAAGAAAGCUCGUGUCAAGCGUGAGCGUAGCCAAAAGAAGAAGCCGGAGUGGCAGGUCGAGCGAGAGAACAUCGCCCGGCUGGUGAGCAAGUACGGCGAUAUCGAUAGCAAGGAAGUCAUCAAGUUUUCCGACUUUCCAAUUUCCAAGAAAACUCUCUUAGCCCUCCAGGAGUGUCAGUACAGGCAGCCCACGGAGAUCCAGAAGCAGACGAUCGGAUUCGCGCUGCAGGGGAAGGACGUGCUGGGCGCUGCCAAGACCGGAUCUGGAAAGACUUUAGCCUUCCUCAUUCCUGUGCUGGAGUGUCUGUACCGCCAGCAAUGGAGCUCCGUGGACGGCCUGGGCGCCCUCAUCAUCUCCCCCACCAGGGAGCUGGCCUACCAGACCUUCGAGGUACUCCGCAAAGUGGGCAAGAACCACGACUUCUCCGCUGGGCUCAUCAUCGGUGGCAAAGAGCUCAAGGGCGAGUCGGAGAAGAUUCAUCGCACCAACAUCGUCAUCUGCACACCGGGCCGGCUGCUGCAGCACAUGGACGAGACGGCGGCCUUCCACGCGUCCGACCUGCGCAUGUUGGUGCUGGACGAAGCCGACCGCAUCCUGGACAUGGGCUUUGCCGACACGCUCAACGCCAUCGUGGAGAACCUCCCCGCCGGCCGCCAGACGCUACUCUUUUCCGCCACGCAGACCAAGUCGGUCAAAGACCUGGCGCGCCUCAGCCUCAAGGAGCCUGAGUACGUUUGGGUGCACGAGAAGGCCAAGUUCAGCACGCCGGCCACGCUGGAGCAGAGCUACGUGGUGUGCGAGCUCCACGACAAAGUCAACAUGCUCUUCUCCUUCAUCCGAAGUCACCUGAAGAAGAAGAUCAUGGUGUUCUUUGCCUGCUGCAAGGAGGUGCAGUACCUGUUCCGCAUCUUCUGCCGCCUGCGGCCGGGCGUCCCCUUGCUGGCGCUGCACGGCAAGCAGCAGCAGAUGAAGCGGGUGGAGGUCUACGACGACUUCCUGCGAAAGAAGAACGCCGUGCUCUUCGCAACGGACAUCGCCGCCAGGGGACUGGACUUCCCGGCCGUCAACUGGGUGCUGCAGUACGACUGUCCCGAGGACGCAGACACUUACAUCCACAGGGUGGGCCGCACCGCCAGGUACAAGGAGGGCGGCGAGGCUCUGCUCCUGCUCCUGCCUUCCGAAGAGACGGGCAUGAUCGCCCAGCUGCAGGAGAAGAAGGUGCCCGUCAACAAGAUCCAGGUGAAUCCAGAGAAGCUUCAGAGUGUUCAGCAGAAGCUGGAAGCCUUCCUGGCUCAAGAGCAGGAGCAGAAGGAACGGGCCCAGCGCUGCUUUGUCUCCUACCUGCGCUCGGUGUACCUGAUGAAGAACAAGGGCGUGUUUGACGUCUUCAAGCUCCCGCUGCACAAGUAUGCGCUGUCCUUGGGCCUGGCGGUGGCGCCGCGCGUGCGCUUCCUCAACAAAGCCGAGGCGCAGAAGAAGCCCGAGGAAGACGAAGAACUGAGCAGCUUCAAAGCCCAACUGAGAGGAGAUGUUCCUCGCCGGGAGGAAUCUGAAGAUGACGGUGACGAUGACGAUGACGAUGAAGAUGAUGAGGAUCGGGGCGAAGCACCCCCCGUGGAUGUCGACGACGACGACGACCUGAGAGACUUGGACUUCCUCACGCUCAAACGAAAGGACGUCUUCAAGACGGACGAAGCGCACCAGGCCCCGGUGGACGACUCCAGCAAGACGAAACCCCAAAAGGUGACCAAGUUUAAAGAAGCCAAGAAGAUCCUCAAAAGGAACUUCAAAGUCAACACCAAAGUGUCCUUCACGGAGGAAGGACAAGCCAUGCAGGUGUGGCCUCCCGUGCAGCGCUCGGCCGCCGGCCGGGACGCGGCGCGGGAGCAAGACGAGGAGGAUGACGUGUCGGGGAUCGACGUGGAGAAGGCCAAGGAGCGGCUGAGGAGGGAGGACGAGGAGUUCGACAAGCGGGAGUACAGCCGCAAAAUAAAGGCCAAACACAGAGAGAAGAGGCUGAAGGCCAAAGCGGCCAGGAGGGAGGCCAGCAAGCAGCGCGGAGACAAGUCGGAGGACCACGACGACGAAGACGGCGAGGAUGAGGUGGUGGCGUAUCUGGCUCACGGCGGCGACGAAGAGUUUGACCCCAGCACCCUGCCGGACCCUGACAGACACCGCGACGACGAGGAUGAAGAUGAGCCCGCUAAACGAAGCUACGCUAGCAGCGAGGAAGAUGAGGCGCCGGGAAGGAAGAGGAAGAAGGCGAGGCGGCAGCGAGAGGAGGAAGACGCGGCGCUGGACACGGGCCUGUCGCUGGCCGAGGACGAGCAGCUGGUCCUGCAGCUGCUCUCGGGACGCGCGUGAAGCCGACGCGAAGGCGGCCAUUUUGUUUCCUAAUCGUUAUCGUGAUGUCACGUGAAGGAUUGAACUCUUUUUAUCCGACUUUGAUGUCCUUGAUUUACUGUACAGGAAUCAUAUUAUUAGAAAGGGAUAUAAAGUCAUUCUGUUAUAAAAA
Hippocampus zosterae (dwarf seahorse) is the source of this 2763-nucleotide messenger RNA. RefSeq names its product DEAD (Asp-Glu-Ala-Asp) box polypeptide 10 (gene ddx10). The record is from RefSeq and is a predicted model, not a curated record. The transcript is spliced from 2 exons. Lineage: Eukaryota; Metazoa; Chordata; Actinopteri; Syngnathiformes; Syngnathidae. Gene Ontology annotation, molecular function: nucleic acid binding; ATP binding; RNA helicase activity. Gene Ontology annotation, biological process: rRNA processing. Bases 189 to 2612 code for a protein of 807 amino acids. Gene Ontology annotation, cellular component: nucleus.